AUGUCUUUGAUAGCGAAAUAUAUUAGUCUUAUCAUGGUUAUGAGCCUUUUAAGUUUUGGGUCGUCUGAUACUGGAAUCGGAACCAUCAAUGGCCCUCCCUACUUGCCAUCAGCAUGUUACGGGACACAGGAUCAAGGAGUUAUGAUAGCGGCUGCAAACGAGGAUUUAUAUCAAGGUGGAGCAGCAUGUGGAAAAUAUUUUCAAGUGACAUGUACCGGCGGAACCAACCUUGGUACACCACACCCUUGCACCAACACCCCAACGGUGACCGUAAUGAUCACAGAUUUCUGCCCACCACCUGGUUGCAAGGGUGACCUUGACUUAUCACACGAAUCUUUUUCCACCAUUGCUGAUCCUGCAGCCGGAGGAAUCCAAAUCUCUUACCAAGAGUUGUGA
Messenger RNA from Erigeron canadensis, 396 nucleotides. Its product is annotated as EG45-like domain containing protein. The record is from RefSeq and is a predicted model, not a curated record. The coding region runs from base 1 to 396 and encodes 131 amino acids. The transcript is spliced from 3 exons. Gene Ontology annotation, biological process: systemic acquired resistance. Gene Ontology annotation, cellular component: cell wall; apoplast. NCBI's taxonomy places the organism in Eukaryota, Viridiplantae, Streptophyta, Magnoliopsida, Asterales, Asteraceae.